Messenger RNA from Crotalus tigris (Tiger rattlesnake), 6582 nucleotides. RefSeq names its product KIAA0825 ortholog. The transcript has 20 exons. NCBI's taxonomy places the organism in Eukaryota, Metazoa, Chordata, Lepidosauria, Squamata, Viperidae. The record is from RefSeq and is a predicted model, not a curated record. The coding region runs from base 77 to 3904 and encodes 1275 amino acids.
CCGGGCCGUAGCUACUAACGCCCGUUGGUCUCCGGGGUUACCAGGUUUAGCACACAGGGCGGCUGGCCUACCUGAAAUGGAGUGGAGAGAUGAUUUUUCUCUUGAUUCUUUGCACUUGGAUUGUUUGCUAAGCACAUUUCCUGGAAAUCUGGAGGUUCAACAGGUACUUGGUGACAUUGAUGAGAAACUAAAGAAAAAUACUUCAUGUGUGGAUCAAUGCCUUAAGGAACUAAAACUGGAAUUAAAUGAAACUUGUUCUGAUGAGUUGCUGCAGGACACAAGUUACCAUCAUUGGCUAAAUAACCAUGAUUUCAGCUCAACCAAAUUUUCUUCAACCCAUCAAGGAGAAUUAAUCAAGUUCCUCCAAACAUUGCAAAGAUUACUGAAGAAUGAACAAAAUCAAGAAGAAACAAUUCUUCACUUUCUCCUUGAACUCUCCAAUCAGUGUGGUGUCUUAUUUCCCUGCACUCCAAGUGGAGCAUCUUUUGAAUUCAUAUCCAGUAAUUCCAUUCAUGGUAUUGAAGAUAAUACAGCAGUAGAUGUUUGCUGUAUUUGGGAUGAUAUAAGAUUACAUCUUCGACGCCACUUAGUACAUCAAUUGCAGAAUAAUCAAGAAACAAAAACUGGUACUUUACAACAUCAGCUGCAAUUUAAAACUCAAUGCCUGCAGCAUUUCUUAUUUCUUUAUCCUGAAUCUGAAGUUCUAGUCAAGUAUCAAAAAAUGCAGAAUAAAUUGGUUAGUAAUCUUUUGCAGAAAUAUGCUCAGGAUAAGAGUGAUGAAAUGACUUUUGAAAAGAUUGUUCAUAAUUACAAAAGUUCAAUGCCUGCCUUCUGUGCAAUGAUAAAAGAAGAUUUGUACAUACUAAGUGGAAUUACUGAUUCUUCUUCUCUACUGAAAUUUAUUAAUGAAACUUAUUUGGAUACCUUUACUGAAGAAACCACUAUUGUUUUUCACAUGCUUCGUGAGCUUCAACUUAAAGAAAGGGCACUACAUGCUAUAAAGACAAGCAAAAACUCAAAGAAAAACAGAGGAAUGGUUCAAGUUGGGGCUGCUGAGGAACUUUCCAGAAAAGGAAUGAACCAGUGUUUAACAUUACAUCAACUCAAGUGCCUUUCCCAACUUAUAAAAUCAUUUUUGUUGAUGGAAGAAAAUAUUGAAGAACUAUCUUCAGGAUUACUGUUAGCAUGUAUGUCUGAGAAGAAAACUACUCAAGGAGUUCUGAAAAAAACUUGUGGGAAGCUUUUUACAGGGGACAGUAGAGAAAAUGAAUCCAGCGAAUUUCCUGAGCAUAUCUUUAAGGUUAAAAAGUCUACCAUGCUAGAGUUUGGAUGGAGAAAUGUUUUUAAAGAUCUGUCCUCUUCAGUAGCACACAGUUUAAUAAUUGCAGUUGAAGAUUUUUCUGAUAAAAUUCUUGAACAUGAACAAAAUGAACAGUCUUCAGCUACCUAUUAUAUGAUGUGUCUUGUAAAUGUAGAAAACAUGAAUGAAUCCUGGAGAGUCAUCCAUGAGAAAGAGCAACCAAAACAGAUUUCAAAGUUUUGUUCUGACAUCAUGGAAAUUCUUGACAUGUUGCUUCCAUUGGCUCUGGCAUGCACAGUUGAAUUUCUCCAGGAAAUCAAGGCAAACUUUAUAGAGGCUUGCAGCAAAGUGGCAACAACUCUCUUGACCAGACUGGAAGAAAGAAGUAAAGAUGUUCCUACAACAGCUCCACUUCAGAACUUAUAUACCAUUCUUUCCACAGCAGUACAUGUAUAUCAGCAUUUUAAAAUGUAUCAAAAUGUAAUGAAAGUGGACUGUGGAAAGCCCUUAUUUUUAGCACUUCUCCAGCAAUAUAAGGAACUGAUCAGCAUUCUUCAGUUUCAAGUUACAAACUAUUGCAUACAAGUGUGUGUUACAAGCAUUUUACAGGAUGCUGAGAGUCAUUAUUGGGAUGACAAUAAAGCUUUUUAUGAGGGAGAAAGAUGUUCAUUCUCUAUUCAUAUGUGGCAUUAUUUCUGCUAUUCUCUUCAACAUGAUUUAUGGACUGUUCUACCUCCCGUAUUAGCUCAGGAGAUUCUAACAGAAGUGCUGGAAGAAUCAUUAGCACUUUUGGCUUGCAGAUAUUUUCAGGCCCAGCCCAGUUACAGAAGGACACCACAAAUAAGAACAGAUGUCACAGCAAUCCUGAUGACCUGUGAAAACAUGCUGUGGUCAGUUUGUGGUUCCAUGCAAGAACUUUUAGAUUCACAUGAAGACAGAAAUCCUCGUAUUUAUAAUAUCCACAGAUAUUGCAAUAAUUUACUUGCAGCUGCUCUUGUUUUAACUUCACCACUAGAGAAUUUGUACAAAACAGUUCAAAGCAUUUUUGAUGACUUGUCUUCAGAUAUUUUGGAGCAAGCUGUUUACCAACCAUUGCACUGGCUAUCUGGUAUGUCAGAGUUUUCUUCUUCAUUGUUAAAAACUCCAUCAGCUGGGGAAAUGACAACUCAGGGUCAUCUGAAGCUACUAUUAUCCCAGCCAUAUUGUAACUGGAACUUGCUUUUGCGAACACUGCUACAUCAUGAUUGCCUGUUAGUGAAAAUUUUACUGAGAAGUUUUAAAUCUGAAUUGUCUAAAAGUAAUGAACAAAGUACUUGCUUAGACAGGAAAGAGAACAAUGAAAUCAAUCUAGCUGAAGCAAUAUUCACAAUAUUGUCUUAUUGCACUUUAUCUCCCAAAUCUCUUGGUGAUGCCCUUCAGAACUACAUGGAAAAAGAACUCAUGUGGGAUUUCUUACAUAAUAUAUCAGUUUCUAGUUGCAGUGAGUCAGAGCCAGAAGUUAUCAAAUGCUUGAAAUCAACUUUGAUUAAUUCAGUUAACGGAACAAUAAAGGAGGUAAUCUCCUUGAUGCAUUCAUGGGAACCAACAGAAAAAUAUGGCACCUAUCUGCCUAAUAAAACUGUUCCUGAAAGUUUGUUGAAUAUAGUUCCAAAGGAAUGGAAUUACAUUUAUAAAGAUGUGAAAACAGAAAAAUCCAGGAAAUGUUUCACAAAGCUUGCUGCUCAAGUUCUAUUUAUUGUAAUCAGCAAGUUACCUUCUGUAAUAGCAUGUUUGCCAUCCCCGAUUAAAUAUUUCUUUUUAAUAUCUGAGAAAAAAAUACCAUCAAAGUUUAUUGAAUCAGAGAAAUAUGGUUUUCUUGUCAAGACUUUGAUUAUAAUUAUAUGUCAGAUAUUUGAGGAUGGGAACAUCACAGAACUUUUAACGGGUGCAAUUCUUGACAGAUGGAGCCAAGAAAAGCUCAGUUUAGUUUGCAUAUGUUUGGAAACUAUUAUAGGAAAAAAGAAAAAGCAUCCUAAACAAGUAAUUUGUGAGAUUAUUCAGAGCAUUGAACAGGAAAAACCAAACUGGAUUGAAAAGCAACUACUAAAAGCAAAAAAACUGAGCACAAAUUGUACAAUUACUACUACAAAAGAUAGUAGGAGCUUAGAAGAGGAAACUAUUGAGCUUGAAUUGACUGAGCAGAAAAUAAACAUGAUGGCCUUGGAUAUCUGCCACAAACCAGGUGGCAGUGAAUACCUGAGGCAAAUUUAUCACAUCAUCCAGCUCAAUGAGGAUUAUUUGAAUGAACAGCUAUCUUAUGAGGGAACUUCUGAAGAAAACCCAGCAAACAUCAGACCUUUGCAUCUAAUGUUACGAAGCAAAGAACAACCUGUUUUUGACCCUUUGCAGGUGCACCACUGGUAUUGCACUAAUGUGUUAAAAAAGUGUGUCAUUAAUGAGUGGAAGUGGGAUUGGUCAGAUAUGCUGUCAAGUUAUAUGGGACAAAAUAGAAUCACCUUUAGGACACUGCUAGCACACAGGUAUUCUGUUAAUGCCUUUCUGCGAUGUGCAGAUGCUUUUGUGCAAAUAUAUAUGAACAUACACGCCCAGCUACCAUGCAGAUAACUAUGCAACUGUUCUAGAAUUGGUAUCUAAACUUGGAAUCAGGUACUGCCCUAAUCCAAGAAAAGAUAGAAUUCUGAAAGCCAAUUUUACAUGGAUUUUUAUCAUGGACAUUAAAUAUGACUUAUUGAAUUUUCAGAACUACAGCCUAUGCAUAUCCAGCUAAAUCUUUAACCAUCCAUACAGAUAAGAAUAUUGACUUGAAUAUCUCUUAUAACUUAUUUUCCAUUUCUCUAUUUUUCACAUAGUAUUGAUAUUUACAAUACUCACAUAUGUACAACAUAUAGAACAUGAUUUUGUUCUUUAACCAUAAAAGAAAAUAAUUACAGAAUGUAAUUCCUCCCAGGCUCAUGAUGUUAAUCUGAUUCGUAUGAGUACAAGAUUUAGGCAUAUGUACAUGACUAUAAAUUAUGACAACAUUAAUUCUACAAUUUGUAUGAAAAUAAAAUUUUCAAAGUUGUUAUGAUUGUUCUUUUACUCAUAAACCAAGUAUUCCAUACUGUCACUAAGAUUUGGACCAAAUUAUUACAUAUUUGGACAGCAAAUUUAAUUUAAUCUUUGAACAUGCUAAUGUAAUCCUAAAUAAAAUAUGUGCCAGUUAUAGAUUUAAUAGACUUAUCUGAAAUUCACAUUGUUGUUAAUUUGGAAUAAUAUAAAUUGAAAGCUGGCAAUUCAGCUCACAGAGCCAGGAUUUUAAAAUGAACACAUUCAUCUAACUUGAAUUGGUAUGAUCAGAUCUUGCCAAAUGAUGCUGCCAAAAUAGUGUAAUAUAUUUUGGAUAUGCUAAUAAAGAUAUUUCUACUGUGGACAUCUCUGGAGCUUUCAAUACUAAGUUUUGCUUUUUAUUUAAAUGAAAAUAACUUCUUGGCAUCUGAGUUUCUUAUAUGUCUGGGUUUCUUUAAACAUAAUGCAAUUACAUCUAAGCAGUAUGCAAAUUGUACUUGAUAAACCCCUAGGUUUUCAUUUUAGAAAUCAAAUUUUUAUCACUCAAAUAGUGAUAGACAUUUUCAAUAGGUAUAGAAAACUGUUACUAAAGAUGGACUUCUCUUAUUGAACUGAACUCUCUUAAGAUUAUUUUUAAGUGGAUAAACAGCUUGUCAUAUAAGGAAUAUCUCAGUGCCAUAUUUGUGUUACUCAAUUUCACAAAAUUUAAAUGUUUUAUUUUAUUUUUUCAAUGUUUUAUUUAUAGUUUAUGUUAUAUGUAAAAUAGGAAACUUAUCUUAUUAAGAUAAAUAUUUUAAAUUAAAUUUGUGAUCUCAAAACACCUGAGUCAUAAAUUCAUAUUAAGGUUACUAGACAUGUGGGAUUCAUUCUUUGUGAUACACCAUGGAAUAGAAAAAGAACUCUACCUAUUAAAUUAAUGUAUUUCAUGUGAAAUUAUUGAAGAUAUAUGACAUAUCUGUCUCCAUUUUCUGACUUUAUUAUUCAUAUUUUAUGCUUUCCUCUUGAAUCCUUUCCCCCACUUUUCCUGGGUAUAUCAAACACAUACCUCUUACUCUAAAUUAACAUUCAGGACAUUUGGGUGAAAUCUAGUUUUCAUAUGAUCAAAUGCCCAGAGUCACCUUGUAGAGAAGAUAGGCAGAAUUUUUUUAAAAUUUAAUUUGUUAAAUAAAUCAAAUAUAUUUAAUACAUUUAUUAAAAAUAAGUAAACAAAUGCACACAGUCUGAAUUCCAAGUCUGUCCAUUACCAAAACAACAGACAGGUGGAAAUUGUCCUUCCCACCCAAGAGAGACAGUUAUUUCAAGCCCUGUACAUAGAGCAGGCUGGAGAAAGAGGAGCACAAAAUUGAACAUUGUAAUAUAAACAAAACUUGAAACAAAGCAGUCACUGAAACUAUUUUUUAAUGGGUUAUUUAGCCUUUUCUUCAUAAUCAGAAAUUAUUUUGUCUUGUAUCUUUGUAUUCUUCUCUCUGUUCAAUCCAGCUUGCCCAGGAGAAGUCUGGCAGGUUAUAUACAAGUUUUUCUUUGUUGUUCUGCCUUGCAGCAAUGCAUUAAAUAAGUGAGAAAAUAUAUGCAUUAUUAAUAAAUUGGUAAAAUGAGUACCCAGAAGAUUAUAUCUCUCACAACUAUGCUGGUUGGUGUAGCUAACAUUGCAAAGGUCAGAAGCAGGUGAAGUUGAGCAAUGUGCAGAAUAAUAAUGCUAAACAUGGACACUUAGCUGACUCCUGUGCAGAGUUUCUAAGCUGGCUGAUUCUGGAAUGAGUAACCUUAUGCUUAAUAAUGACAACUUAGAAAAGAAAUGUAUGGAUGGAAGUUUUUUUACCACUUAUAUAUCUUCCUCUCUAUAUAUUGAGACAUAAGUGUCUAAGACAUCCCUUCUGUCUAUAAUUACUAUAGGGAUAAGAGGCUUCUAGUGCACAGUCAGAGAUGUAGAGAGCUCAGAAUCCUAUUAUUUGUUUGCUGACAGGCACCAAAACACAGAGGAACAAAUUCUGGUCUAUUUUGUUUACGUUCCUUUUAUAAUUUUCAGCAGUAGCUGUAUAAGCCAGUAAAAAGAUUCAGGAGAGAACCUGAACAUAAUAAAAUUGAGAAAUUUACAGAAUGGAAUAUUCUGAGACUUUUUUUAAAAAAGUAUCUAUCAGUGCUAGAUUUGUAAAAAAUAAAAAAUGGUUGUACAAAAAUAUAAGAAAAUUAUAAGCUCAAUUAUAACCUAAUUAUUGUAAUAUGUUCCCAUAAUACAA